CUGUCGUGCUCUGAGGUGCGCAUGAGGAGCGACGUGACAAUCAAAAGCAUCUCUGCCCUUUAGAGAUUCAGACUGUUGUCUUCUGUGUUGUUUUUAUUUUGGGCAGGGGUUUUAAUUGUGGAAUGAAACGCUGAGGACCUCUGAUUAGCUGAAGGGACUGGGAUUUCUUAAGGUGUUGGGGUGAAUUCAAAGGGAGGGAGCCAUGACCUCCCUCCUGAUGCGUAUCUUUCGGUUGGGUGUGGAGAAAAAGCGAAUCCGGCACUUUGAAAACUUGAAGAGGGAUGUGGAUCCACACCAGAUGUGGGAGACUCUGGGAGAACUGGGAGAUGGAGCAUUUGGGAAGGUGUUUAAGGCACACAAUCAGACUACGGGGGUCCUGGCAGCUGUUAAAGUGAUUGAAGUGCGCAGUGAAGAGCAGCUGGAUGACUUCAUCACUGAGAUCGACAUCCUAGCAUCCUGCCGCCAUGCAAACAUCAUCUCGUUGAUGGACGCAAUCUUCUUUGAGGCCUGGCUGUGGAUCCUGAUCGAGUACUGUCCCGGAGGAGCUCUGGAUGAUAUCAUGUUGGAACUGGAGCGUGGCCUUACAGAGCAGCAGAUCAGUGAGGUGUGCUGUCAGUCUCUGCAGGCUCUGUCUUACCUGCACCAGCAUCACAUUAUACACAGAGACCUGAAGGCGGGCAACAUUCUGCUCACAAUGGAUGGACAGGUCAAACUAGCUGACUUUGGCGUGUCUGCAAAAAAUGAUAAUACCUUCCAAAAACGAUCAACUUUCAUUGGAACUCCAUACUGGAUGGCGCCUGAGGUGAUUAUGUGUGAAACGUCUAAGGACAAUCCCUACACGACUAAAGCUGACAUCUGGUCACUGGGCAUCACUUUAAUCGAGGCCGCUGAGAUGGAGCCUCCUCAUCAUUCUCUCAACCCCAUGAGGGUCUUGCUGAAGAUCACCAAAUCUCCACCACCCACACUCUCCAAUCCUCGCCAAUGGUCAUCACAUUUCCAAGAUUUUCUACGGAGGACCUUGCAGAAGAACCCUGAGUCUCGUUGGGGAGCCCAACAGCUCAUGUCCCACCCGUUCUCUUAUGCGGGACGAGACGGACGAGCUCUUAAAGAACUCAUCGCUGAGGCCAAAGCAGAGGUUACCGAGGUCAUAGAGGCUGAGUCUUUGAUAGAUUUCCAGUGUCCUGCAAAGGAGAUGAUCGCCGUAGAGUCAGAGCAAAUAGUGCAACAACCAGGACAAGCGGUUGAAAAACAAGGACCAAAAGAACCCGAGAGUCCCCAGAAGACCUCAGUUCCAGAUGCUGUUCCUCAAUCUCCCACCAACUUAGAGCCAAUAGCUGAGGUUAAAGUAACCCGCAGGGCUUCCCAGGCCACAGAAAAAGCUCAGAAGAGGGCAAGACGCCUCUCCGUUCCAGGAAAUCUCCUCUCGUUUCUGACCGGUGGCGCUCGCCGCAAAUCUGGAUUCUGGGGCGACAGUCCGCUUGUUCAAGGAAAUAAGGGCUCAGAAGUUUUAAGUGCAGCUGUGGGAACCUGCCCUUCAGAUGGCAAAAAAAGAGAAAGCACUGACAAACUGAAGGAGCAAACAUAUGACUUAGUUGAUGCUCCAAGUAAUAUGGCUGCUGACACCAUAGAUAAGGAAGCUAAAGACGAAAUUAACAAGGAGGAAGCUCAGAUCUCAAACACACCACCACGAACAGAGUUACCAACAGAUUCCUCUGAAAAGGAAACACUAGGUCUUACCAAAGAGGACACUGACGCUGAAGAGGAAAAUAUGAUGAUCCAGUCUGAUGAUUCAGGAAACAAUGACCAAACAUUUUGGAAAUCACUCCAGAAACCUGCUAUUAUUGACAAAGACACAGCACACCCACUGAACACACAGGUUAUAGCUUUGUGCUUGGAGACACCAGCAGCUAAAAAAACUGAAAGGAAUGAGGGAAAUUAUAAAUAUGAGUACCUUGACUUGGCUUGUCCUUUGAAAACUUGCAAUUCUUCUCCAGAGAGGCCUUCUAAUAAUCUUCCUGAUGAAGUUCUUGACCUCGAAAAAACACAACAGACAACCGAACCAUCCGAAAAUGAUGCUGUUGACAGAAGAACUGAAGCAGAAGUAGAAGAAGCAGAAAAACUGGAGACAACAGAUGGAGGAAACGGGGUUGCAUCGAAAGAGGAAAGCAGUGAAAAUGGCAAGGAUGUUGAUGUAGGGACAGAAGCACAUAGAACCAGCGAUGGAGAUCAGGUUUCCACGAAAGCAGAGUGUGGAGAUGUCAGUGAAGCCGUCAACCAAGAGCAUAUUACUACUGAGAUAGUCUGUGAAGAGGUCAACUCAACGAAUGAAAAGUCAGAAGUAACGGACAGCUGUGAAAAAGACCAAGAUCUUUGGACAGAAACCGAGGACAAAAAAGAUGUUACCACGGAGGCUGAUCAUGAAGAUUUAGACUCGAGAAAUGAAAACAGUGACAACACGAGAAAAUCUGAUGAGGAGAUGGAAAUACCAACCCAAGAUGAGACGACCGGUGAUUCAGGAAUGCCAGAGAUACCAGAAGGAGAUGAACAGAUACCUGAAGGAGAAAAGAUCACCAUUGGUAAAGAAGAAGAAGAUGCUGCAGGUGAUCAAAACAGCGCAAGUCCAACAGAAAUCUGUUCUAAAACGAUAGAAGAGGAACCUGAACAAGAGCUUCAAACUAAUAUUAAUCAUAUAGAGCAUGUAACAGAAGAGCAAUCGAACCAUCUUGGUGAGGAUACAACAGAUGUUCCUGGGGCAAAGCUGAAAAAGCAAGAGAUGUUUGCAGUUCAAGAGGACAAAAAUGAGCAAGAAAUGCCACUUGCAAGUGACUCGAAAACUUUAGACUUAAUACUGCCUCAUGAAUCUAAUGGAUCCACACUGAAAGAAUCUAAUGAAGACAUAAUUGCACCCAUUUCCCCUACUGAGGCUCCACUGUCUCCUGGGUUUGAAGGGGAAUUGCACCCAAGCCGGCGAACCGUAAAAAGGACACGUAAAUUUAUGGUGGAUGGCCGUGAGGUCAGUGUCACCACUUCCAAAGUGGUUAACGAGGGGGACAAGACGGAGCAACAAAUGCGCUACAACAGACGGCAGGAACUGCAUGCGUUGAAACUCUUGCAGAGAGAAGAGCAGAGAGAACAUGCCCAGCUUGAGCAGAAGCUACAGCAGCAGCGAGAGCAGAUGUUCCGCCACAUAGAACAAGAGAUGACUAGCAAGAAGCAAUACUAUGACGGUGAACUUGAGAGACUUGAGAAGCAGUACCAGCAGCAGAGCAGUCAGAUGGAGGCUGAGCACACAUCCCGGCUCAGGGAGGACGCGCGCAGACUCAAGGCUCAGCAGGAGAAAGAACUAAGCCGCAAGAGCAGCGCACUGAAAGCAGACCCUAAAGAGGAGCAGCAGUUCUUGCAGAAGCAGCAGCAGGAGCUGAAUGAAGCUCUGCAGAUGGGCGUUCAGGAGCAUAAGAGGAAGGUGGCUUCCAUGGAGUGGGAGAUUACAGUCAAAUCUCAGCAGCUCAAGCGAGCUCGCGAAGCAGUUAUUUGGGAGUUAGAACAGCGCCAUCUACAGGAGAAGUACCAUCUAUUCAAACAGCAGGUGAAGGAGCAGUACUCUCUACAAAGACAGCAGCUGACCAAAAGGCACAACAAGGAUAAGGAGACAGCGUCUCGGUUCCAGCAAGCUCUACUGGAGGAGCAGAAGUCAUUGCAGGCCCACGAGAGAGUGUCCUUCCAGAAGGCCCAAAAAGCUGAAGCAAAGGCCCAUCUGAAUCAGUUCAAGCUGGAGCUCAGAAAGCAAGGUCUGAGCGGUCCUGAGCAGCGACAACGUCUCACACAGUUUUUGUCAGAGGAGGAGGCCAGACAGAAGGAAGAGAGACAGAGUCUUCAAGAGAGUCAUGAGAACCAAUUGAACGUGGUGCAGGAACAAUGUGAUGCCAGUGCAGCUGAACUACAGCAGCUUCAGAAUGAGAAGCUCCAGAUUCUUGUGGACAUGGAGAAGAAAAAGAUCAAGACUCUGGAGGAUGAACACACCCUGGAACUCAACGAAUGGAGAGAUAAGCUUGCAUGUAGAAAAGAGGUGUUAGAAGAAGACCUCGCGCGCAGACGUAGAGAAAAAGAGGGAAACAGGAGACGAAGCAGGGAGCCAGAAAACCGACAUGCAGCUCGCCGUUUAAAGUUCUUACAUAAUCUAAGCUUUUCCUGACAAAGUGAAGAAAUACUCUAAACCUCUAAAUGUCUUCAAUAACAGUAAAUGUAGACUACUUUUCAAAAGUUUCAUGUCACUUUGAUUUUGCUGUUUUGCUUUGUUUAUUCUAGAAAGGGUGCAUUAAAUUGAUCCAAAGUGACAGUAAAGACAUACAAUGUUCAUGUAAUGAAGAGUACAGAAAUAAAUAACAUUUUAAAAUAUAUUCAGAUAGAAAACGGUUGUUAAUAAAAUUUCACACUAUUACAGUUUUAAUGCAGCCUUGGUAAGAGACUAGUGUACUUUGAACAGUCUUGUAUGUGUAUGUAUGGGACUUCUUGUCACAUGGGGAAAAUACAGUUAUUUUAAUAAUUAUUUUAAUAAGUUUAAGUUUGUUCAAUGGUAUCAGUAGUUAAAAUAAUGUUUUUGGCUGUUUUUUAAAUUAAUUCACCCUAAGAAAAAAAUAUUACUAGCCCUGGUAAAUAUAUACUCAAAUAUGGACAUUUGGGUUAAGUUGAAAAAUAUUUUUGUCCGGAGUUUGUAUAUUUUUGUAAAUAUGUUUAACAUCUGCUAAAUCAUAAAUCCUGUGUAAGUGUAUCUUAUAGCCUGAAGAUGAAAUUCCAUGUGUACAUUUUUUUUUUCAAACUAUUUCAGACAAAGAGUCUAUUCAGAUUAUACGAAUUCUGGUUGAUUUGUGAGAAGCCUUUGAACAGUCAUUGUCAUGCACACAAAAAUAAGCCUAGGCUGUCUGUAAGGCAGCUGAGAAAAUUAUUACAUAAAACCACACCCCAGACAUAUAUCUGUCUCUUGACUGGAGUCAAUAUGAUUACUAUUGGGCUGCUGGAUAGACGUUUUCCUCUAUGGCAGCUUCUUUAUGGUAAGAUAAAUGCUUUCAUUUAACUAAAUGUGUGGGUAGGUGAAAGCUUGUAAUGUGACAUUUGAAUUGAAUGCAACAAACGGGAACAAUAUUAAAUGUAAUAUAUACUGAAAAUAUUCAUUUUAUUUAAUGCAUUAAAAUGUUAUCCUGGUUUAUGUA
Molecule: messenger RNA, 5207 nt
Organism: Carassius gibelio (silver crucian carp)
Lineage: Eukaryota; Metazoa; Chordata; Actinopteri; Cypriniformes; Cyprinidae
Product: serine/threonine-protein kinase 10
Exons: 17
Coding region: 203-4192 (1329 amino acids)
Biological process (GO): protein phosphorylation
Molecular function (GO): ATP binding; protein serine/threonine kinase activity
Source: RefSeq, a predicted model, not a curated record